UUAAUUACGCACAUGCACACGCACGCACUCACCCACGUGCAGAUUCACAAUCGAACACACAUAAUCCCUUAAUUGACGUAUCUCGUCGUUGUUCGUUUAGGGUCACAGCAAUGUAAACCAUGUGGCCUGCUGUGACGUCACAUACGUGACAUUGAUUCACAAAAAGAACGUUUUAAAACGUUUUCUCUGUGUUUUCGUUUUUAGUGCUUGCGCUUGUUAUGAAUGGGAGUUUUCAAUUCACUUCUUCACCACAUUUUGACCACGACAACAACAACAAAUAAGGCCAAGCGAUGGCUGAGAGCGUGAACUUGGAGUCGCUGUUGUCUGCAUUCAGUCGCUUCGCGGUCCACGGCGACGCGCACGCCAGCGGACGGGAACUGAACGGGAAGAACUGGGCCAAACUCUGCAAGGACUGCAAGAUCAUCGACGGCAAGAACGUCAGCGGAACCGACGUCGACAUCGUCUUCUCCAAAGUCAAGCAGAAGUCAUCCCGCGUGAUCAACUUUGAUGAGUUCCAGCAAGCUCUAAAGGAGUUAGCGCCUCAGAGGUUCAAAGGAAAAAGUCGCGAGGAGGCCAUCACGGCCAUCUACCAGCUGGCACAGGCCGCAGAGCCCAGCAAAGUCGGAGUCACGAAGUCCUUGAAGGCUGGCGCCGUUGACCGUCUGACGGACACGUCUUUGUACACGGGGUCGCACAAAGAACGCUUUGACGAGAGCGGACGAGGACGAGGACGCGAGGGACGAGAAGACAUCGUCAGCAACUCGGGAUACGUUGGCGCCUACAAGAGCGAAGGAACGUACGACGCCAAACUAAAGGCCGACAAAUGAGCGCAACACACGCACGCCGACAGGAAGUGGAGGCAGCCUUCAACUUUGACCCUCACCUGUCACUGUGUGCGUUACUUCCUGUCUGGUGACUAAAGGACAGGAAAUAUCAUUAAAUACUUCCUGUCGUUA
Molecule: messenger RNA, 956 nt
Organism: Phyllopteryx taeniolatus (common seadragon)
Lineage: Eukaryota; Metazoa; Chordata; Actinopteri; Syngnathiformes; Syngnathidae
Gene: tppp3
Product: tubulin polymerization-promoting protein family member 3
Exons: 4
Coding region: 291-827 (178 amino acids)
Biological process (GO): microtubule polymerization; positive regulation of protein polymerization; microtubule bundle formation
Cellular component (GO): microtubule
Molecular function (GO): tubulin binding
Source: RefSeq, a predicted model, not a curated record